AGAGAGAAACAGAAAAACAAAGGAAAGGGGAAGAAGGAGCUGCACGGAGGGACGGAGGAGGGAGUGAGGAGUUACUUCAAGGAGACACGGAGCAAUGAAAACAUAACUGUUGGCUCUGCGACACCCCAGCUGUGUGUCAGCUCUCUUCCCACCGUGGACCCGUCAGCCCACAAGUCGCUCUGAGGGCCAAACCAGGACGGACGGCCGAGGGGAGAGGACGGAGAAGGAGCAGCAAACCUUGGCUGAGGUGAGGAGAAAGCAGUCGUGUGAGGAGAGAGCAGAGGCGACCGAUAGACGGGGGAGAGUGGAGGAGUGAGGGGCCCCUGUUAUUCCAGCAAAGAGCGAGGAGGUGAAGGAGGAGAAGACGACAGAGAAGAAGAAGAAGAAGAAGAGAGGAGAGAAUACAGAGGGAGACGAGUCGGCUGGACAUGGGGCUCUGUGCUGUUCUCCUCAUCUGUCUCUCCCAGGCUGAGCUGGGGAGAGCGUGGGCUCAAGAGCACGAAGAUGCAGCGACUCCUCUGCGGACAGAUGUGGAUCCGUCCGGGUUUCACUCAGCCCGGUGGGAGCAGCCGACCUCCCACAGACACAGAGCGGCCCGCAGAGCGCCGGCUGGAAGCGGAGGAGAAGGAGUUGAUAUCAGCCCUCUGCCCGUCAACAUGACGCGGAUCUUGCAGGACUCCCACAGGUACUACAGAUGGCAGAGCUUUGGUCCAACAGACACACGCACUGAGGAGCUGUGGGUGAACAUGAAUGCCUUGCACCCGAGCCAAGUCAGAAUCCACGGCAUUCUGUCCAACGCGCACCGCCAGGCAGCGAGGGUGGCGCUGUCCUUCGAUUUCCCCUUUUACGGACACAGCUUGAGACAAGUCAUCGUAGCGACCGGCGGGUUCAUCUUCAUGGGGGAGGUCACUCACCGAAUGCUCACCGCCACGCAGUACGUCGCCCCCCUCAUGGCCAACUUUGACCCCAGCUUCUCCAAAAACUCCACCGUGAGAUACUUGGACAACGGUAAUCUGUUUGUGGUGCAGUGGGACAAGGUGCGGCUAAAAGAUCGAGAGGCCGAAGGGGCGUUCACCUUCCAGGCAGCCCUCCACCGGAACGGCACCAUCGCCUUCAACUACAGGGAUAUCCCCAUACCAGUGGAGCAAAUCAACUCCACCGAGCAUCCGGUGAAGGUGGGACUUUCUGAUGCUUUCAUGGCAUCACCCUCCUCCACACAGCCUUCAGAGCCGGAGCAGUACACCAUCUACGAGUAUCACCGUGUGGAGAUCAACACCACGAGCCUCGUGAACGGAUCUGCCUUCGAGUUCACUCCUCUACCCACUUGUCUUCAGCACACUUCCUGCGACCUCUGCCUAACGUCCAACUUGACAAGCGGCUGCGGCUGGUGCAACACACUCCAACGAUGUUCCGACAGUAUCGACCGGCACAGACAAGAGUGGUUCGAUUAUAACUGCCCCGAGCAGGCUAAAGGCUCAUGUGAGGACUACAACCCGAUUCUACCCGAGGGAUCGAUGAGCUCCUUCAACCACACCUCCUCUGGUCCAACACCUUCUUCAGCACCGCUCGAGGACCAGCCGGUCACUAGUGAUCUACAGACACAUCCUCCGAAGCCUAAUGGGAUAACAGAGAACACAGCCAUCAUAGCAGGCGUAGUGGCUGCCCUGGUUCUGCUUGUAGCGUUGACCCUACUGGCCGUCUACUACAUCAACACGCACCCCACAGCUGCUCCACCCUUCUACCUCAUGCAGCGACGCACCAACAACUACUGGCCCUCCAUGAAGUUCCACAACCAGGGCUGCGACUCCAGCUACGCCGAGGUCGAGCUCGGGGGUCACGAAAAGGACGGUUUCAUCGAAGCGGAGCAGUGCAUCUAAGGGUCCUGGACGUGCACAACAGGGUCGGAGGAAGGACACCAUCUUGAAGACGGUAACGUGACUACAACGAGGAUGAAUGUGGACGAUCAGACAGCCGGACGGUGUUCACUAACUGCUGUCGCAGCUCGUUCUCUGUGUAUCUAGCUCUCUGCCCAUCACACACGGAGCAGAGGCCAUAUCAUCCAAGUGUUGGAGGGUCCAAAGUCAACGGUACAGAAAUGAUGAGAUGCAAAUGUGUAACUGUACAAAACCCACGGAUCCGAGGGGAUGUCAGGGAAUCGAACUAGCCUUCAUACUGCAAACCAGUGUUCAGCUCAACCUAACUCUGUGUCUUUGUUUUUGUUUUUUUGUUUUCAUGAAACUUCUACGUGAGCAAUGAUUGGUUCAUAAAAUGUUAUAUCUUUGUGGACUACAACAGAUAUUUAGCAAUAUAACUGAUAGCGACUAUAACGAUCAUCUUGAACUUCUCUGGAGGAAUGUGGAUUGUUGUGGAUGAAUUUUAGAGGCGUCGAGUUGUGAGAGUUUAUCGUUGAACCUUUUCUGUUUAAAUGUCUUCUAAUAAAAGCUGGUGAUGAGUG
Molecule: messenger RNA, 2455 nt
Organism: Platichthys flesus (European flounder)
Lineage: Eukaryota; Metazoa; Chordata; Actinopteri; Pleuronectiformes; Pleuronectidae
Product: plexin domain-containing protein 1-like
Exons: 13
Coding region: 429-1877 (482 amino acids)
Source: RefSeq, a predicted model, not a curated record